GUGUAAAACCACGAGGGAAUCAAGAGGUCGUAUGCGCUAGCGCACAUUCGAAUUCGAACAUUUGAAUUCAGUUCUCUGCUGGCAGCCGUCCGACACGGUCGCGUCGCUCGUUCGAAUCCAUUUCGCGUGUGUUCUAAACGUGAUAAAGAUCAGCUCGUGAUAACUGUCCUUAUUGUUGGCAGAAAACGGCGGGCGUCUCUCUCUCUAAUAAAAUCGACAGCCAUAUGACGCGAGUUUAGUAUAAUUUAGCAGAAAACAGAUACACAAACAAAAUGUCCUCCAAAGCUAUAUACGAGGCGACAGGCAAGGACCUUAUUAACAGGCACAUACCGCCGGGCACCGCCCUGGUGCCGUGUCGGUUCGUGACCUUCGAACAGAGCACCGUGUGGGAGGACGAGGUCGGGAAGAACCCGUGGCUCACCAAGGACCCGCUGGUCGUAAAACCUGAUCAGCUGAUCAAGCGUCGCGGCAAGCUUGGCCUAGUGGGGGUGAACAAGAAUGCCAACGAAGUGAGGAGAUGGCUCUCGGAGCACAUGGGGAGGGAGCAGCAGGUCGGCGCGUGCGCAGGCAAGCUGAGGCACUUCAUCAUUGAGCCAUUCGUCAAACACGAUCAGAAUGAGGAGAUGUACCUUUGCAUCCAGUCCGGCCGGAGGUCGGACACCAUCCUGUUCCACCACCAGGGCGGCGUGGACGUGGGCGAUGUGGACGCUUUGGCAGUGAGGCUGGAGGUACCCGUCGACACGUUUCCCUCCGGCGAGGAAAUUGAACGCGUCCUGCUGAAGAAUGUCAAGUCUCAGUCCGUCAAGAGAAUACUAACAGUGUUCAUCCACUCCCUGUACAAAGUCUACGUGGACCUCCACUUCACUUACAUGGAGAUCAACCCCAUAGUAGUCACGAACGAGAGGAUCUACCUGCUCGACCUGGCCGCCAAGCUGGACCAGACGGCUGACUUCAUCUGCGCGAAGAACUGGGGCGAGAUCGUGUUCCCCCCGCCGUUCGGCAGGGACGCGUACCCGGAGGAGGCGCACAUUGCCGAUCUGGACGCUAAAAGCGGGGCCAGUUUGAAGCUGACUGUGCUAAAUAAAUCCGGCCGAAUAUGGACAAUGGUGGCGGGCGGCGGAGCAUCUGUCGUCUACACCGACACCAUAUGCGCGUUAGGCGGCGCCUCUGAGCUGGCCAAUUAUGGAGAGUACUCCGGCGCACCGACGGAAGGUCAGACCGCUGAUUACGCCAAGACAAUAUUCAGCCUCAUGUGCAGAGAGAAACAUCCUAAUGGCAAGGUGUUGAUCAUCGGCGGCGGUAUCGCCAACUUCACCAACGUGGCGGACACCUUCAGGGGCAUCAUCACGGCGAUGGAGACUUACAAGGACGCGCUGAUACAAUACAAUGUCACCAUUUUCGUGAGGAGAGGAGGGCCUAAUUACCAGGAGGGGCUCAGACAAAUGCGUGAAGUCGGUCACCGCCUGCGCAUACCCCUGUACGUUUUUGGACCGGAGGCCAACAUGACCUCGAUCGUGGGCCUGGCGUUGGGCCAAUCGGAGAUCCCCAAGGAACACCAACUGGACUACGCGCCCACUAGACUGCCGAGGCCUGAGGCUGCGCCAAAAGUGGAACUGGACAUUCCGAAACUGGACAACAAACUAUUAGACCUGGUUUGUUCUCAAGCACCCACCAAGAUGGAUUUGGGCCAGGGGUCACCGGCUAAGCCCCUGUUCACAGACAGGACGAAAGCAAUAAUAUGGGGCAUGCAGAACAGAGCUAUACAGGGCAUGUUGGACUUCGACUACAUAUGCCGCCGCGCGGAGCCUUCCGUGGUGGCCAUAGUGUACCCCUUCACCGCCGACCACAAGCAGAAAUACUACUUCGGGAACAAGGAGGUCUUCAUACCUGUGUUCAGCGAUAUGGACGUGGCGAUGCGUAAACACCAAGAGGCCACCGUUCUGGUGAAUUUCGCGUCGCUACGAUCAGCUUACGAUAGCACCAUGCAGGCGAUGCAGCACCCUCAAAUCAACACGAUAGUCAUCAUAGCCGAAGGUAUCCCUGAGAACAUGACGAGGAAGAUCAUCAAAUUGGCUGACACACGAGGCGUGAACAUAAUAGGCCCUGCGACUGUGGGCGGCAUCAAGCCGGGUUGCUUCAAGAUAGGCAACACGGCCGGCAUGAUCGAUAAUAUUGUGGACAGCAAGCUGUACCGGCCUGGAAGCGUUGCGUACGUGUCACGCUCUGGCGGCAUGUCCAACGAAUUGAACAACAUCAUAUCGAAGAACGCCGACGGGGUAUGCGAGGGGGUCGCCAUUGGUGGGGACCGGUACCCUGGGACCACUUUUAUUGACCAUCUGCUGAGAUACGAGGCGGACCCCAACGUGAAGAUGCUGGUGCUGCUGGGCGAGGUGGGCGGCGUGGAGGAGUACCACGUGUGCCGCGCCAUCCGCGACGGCCGCCUGCGCAAGCCCGUGGUGGCCUGGUGCAUCGGCACCUGCUCGGACAUGUUCACCUCGGAGGUGCAGUUCGGCCACGCGGGCUCCCUCGCCGGCUCGGCGCUGGAGAAGGCCGCGGCCAAGAACGCCGGGCUGCAGUCCUACGGCGUCACGGUGCCGGACUCCUUCGACAGUUUGGGAGACGCCGUCAACCAGGUGUACAAGCAGCUCGUGAAGGCCGGCAAGAUCAUCGUCAAGGAGGAGGUGGAACCGCCGAAAGUGCCCAUGGACUACGAUUGGGCAAGGAAACUGGGUAUUAUCCGAAAACCGGCCGCCUUCAUCAGCACUAUAUGCGACGAGCGCGGUCAGGAGUUGAGCUACUGCGGGGUGCCCAUCAGCCAGGUGCUGGAGAGGCAGCUCGGCGUCGGCGGCACCAUCAGCUUGCUGUGGUUCCAACGGGAGCUGCCUGAAUGGGCGUGCAAGUUCAUCGAGCUGGUGCUUAUCGUAACGGCCGACCACGGGCCCGCCGUCUCCGGGGCGCACAACACCAUGGUCACCGCUAGAGCUGGGAAAGAUUUGAUCUCGUCUGUUGUGGCUGGAUUGUUGACUAUUGGCGACCGGUUCGGCGGAGCCCUGGACCGGGCGGCGGCGGACUUCUGCGCCGCCUACGACAAGGGGCAGCACCCCCAGGAGUUCGUCAACGAGAAGAGGGCCAAGGGGGAGCUUAUCAUGGGCAUUGGGCACAGGGUGAAAUCCAUAAACAACCCCGACUCUCGAGUCCGCGAGCUCAAAGCGUACGUGACCUCCCGCUGGCCCGCCUGGCCGGUGACCCGCUACGCGCUGGACGUGGAGGCCAUCACCACCCGCAAGAAGCCCAACCUGAUCCUCAACGUGGACGGCAUCGUGGCGGCCGCCAUGGUGGACAUGUUCAGGCACUGUCAGCUGUUCACGCCCGAGGAGGGCAAUAACUACAUAAAGAUGGGCUCUAUCAACGCGCUGUUUGUGCUUGGCCGGACCAUAGGCCUCGUGGGCCACUAUUUGGACCAGAAGAGGAUGAAGCAGCCGCUGUACAGGCAUCCGUGGGACGACAUCACCUACAUGUCGCCGUUAAACUAAGUUAGAACCGGUUUGAACCGGUUCGCGGCGGUUUGGGGCCGGUUACAAGCGGUUAUGGGAGCUGGGUUCUACUUUGUGAAAUUCAUAAAAAGGUUAAUUGCUCACGCUUACGCUUAUACAAUCAUGAUUAAUUUGCAUUCACUGUGUUUAUUAAAUAAUUUAGAAAGUAAUAGUAUAUAAUUUAAAAAAAUCAUUUAGCAUAAUAAUGAGUUGACCUAAAGAGCGUUUACGCAUAAUUCUCUCCCAACAUUCAUUUAUAUUAUAAACCUUCAAUAAAUAACGUUAAUUUUAACUAAUGCUUAUAAAUUUUAUAAGCAUUAGUUAAAAUUAUCGUUAUUCCAAACUAUCGAAUUUUAUUUUACAUGUGCCUAUAUCUCUUUACGAAUCUAGUAAAUACCAGUUUCUAUAACACUGUAACUGGUUCAAACCAGUUUCAUCCGGUAAUUUUAAUUCGUACAACAAUGUAUGCAUCGGCUUGUGCACGUUUGAGUGGAUUAUUUGAUAAUUUUACACGCAAAUAAUAGCAUUAUUUUGUACGAAUUUAAGUUUCAGGGUGAUAUUUUAUUUUUUUAAGUUUAGCAAUAAUAUUAGCGGGUUAAAUGUUAGCGGGUCGGAAGUGAUUGUUCUUAAGUUUAUAAAUGUAUGUAUGUAUGUAUAUAAUAUACAGCGUUACUUUUGAUCAUCUGUUAACCUCGCACGGGUGGAUAGCUGACAUCUUUAGCAACAAUUUUUGUUCUACGACUUUUGAUGAAAGUCAAUAAAUUAAUUAAUAUAUAUAUUUUUUUCAUACACCUUUAUACCGCCGACAACCUUGUUCGAAUAUGACUUUGUUUAUUCUUUUUUUUAAUACGAUGCCCCAAGAGUUAUAAACAACUGUAUAAUUGUAUAAAUAUUUAUUUUUAUAUGAAAUAAAUAUAAAUUUGAAUGAAUUAUGAAAUGUCGUUGAACAAACAUUGUCGCUUAUGAUGUCAGCUAUCUAUAUGUGCAAGGUUUAUAGUAAAUUUGAAAGUAACCCUGUAUAAUGAGAGAUAAUUUCAAUUUUGAUAACUAUUGCUGGGACGCUGAUUCUGUUCUGAAGGUUUAUUCACGAACGCUGACAAAGUAUAUAUCGUAUCUUAUUCCUCCUGGCUAUUUAUUAUAUUAGGCCUGGGUUGCAUCCUUAUCACUCUUGAGGAAGACCCUGGGUUACACGUUUGACCAUGGAUUCUGGAUUGGGUGCAUCUGGUCUCAACCCUUGCAGGGGAAUAUAACCCGUGUUAGAUCGAUCGUGGUAACACAUCCAGCUGUCUUAAUGUGCAGUUUACUUCACGAUGUUUUCCCUUGCCGUAAGAGCAUUGGUUAGUAUUAAAACUAAUGUACAUGAAUUCGAAAAUAAUCAUUGGUACAGGUCGAGGUGAGAUUUAAAAACCCGAUGACUUCCACCUCUUUCUAUCUUUCAACUUAACUGUUUUGUUAGUAAGAGAGGGAAGAUACGAUAUAGACAUUAUCACUCGCGAAUAAACCCAAACAUGAUGAUAAGAUUUGGUAUAUAUAUAUAUAAAAAUAAAUGUUCAAUAGGGUGUAUGUUGCAAGUGGGCUUACGGCCUUUCUCAUUCCAUUUCACUAUUACUUAAAAAUGUUAUUGUAACGCAAACGUGUGUGGAUAUCGCUUGACUUCGACUUGGCAAUAAAAGAAAAUCAUUAUAUCACUCCUAUUUUCCACUUGCCACGAUGCGGACCUACUACUUUAUUGCUAUUGAACAAUUUAACAGUCUGAAAUUUCAGUCUUGCGAUGUCAAUGCGUUUGCGCAAUGUAGUUAUUUAUGAUUGUAUUGUUGAAAACGUGUUCAAAUAAAUAAUUGUGAAGGAAUUAUGAACGUGGAACGUGGAUACAUCUUGUUAAAAAUUAGUGUUUUAGACGGUUUUGUUGAAUACAGUCUAAAACUAUUAUACUAUACAUCUUAUAAUAAUCUCUAGUUAUGUAACAUACGUAAGAACCAUUUUUAUGUUUUAAUCUAUGUGAAAUAGGCAUUAGUAAAAAUUAAGAAAUAAAAUAAAAUGUGAAAUUAUAUUUAUGCCAAACAACAAUUAUGAGAAACGUUCGACCGUUUCAAAAUUAAUAAAAGUCGUAAAAAUUUAUUUGAACGCGUUCAUUUUACCUUAUAAGUACAACAUAGAUCUGCCUUAGCUAAAUAUAUGUAUACAUUAAAUAUAUAUCAUCUGUUAUAUGUCCGUGAACUUGUAUUUUUUAUUAAUAUUUUAUGGUGAGCGUGUAUCUUUAUGAAAUAUGUAAUUGAUAUUUUUGUGACAACGAAAACAAAAAUAGCUGAGAUCAAAUAUAUCUAAGAUUUAUAAUAAAAUCGAGUAAUUUUAAAAACACAAAAUGAUUUUAUAACUUUAUGAUUUCUUAGUGUUGUAUAAAAUCUUAUAAUUACAAACAUCAAAAUUAGGAAAAGUGCGCAGCUUAGAGAAAUUGCUUUUUGCAUAAUUAUAUCCUAAAUAUAUUUUUAGACAAAAACUGUAUGAUGGGUAGGUAAGUACUCAAAAAUGUGCGCUAUUAAAAUUUUAUAAGAAAAAUAUUUAAAAAAAUAAGAAUAAAAAUUAUAAUGCACCAAUUAGAUAGUCCAAGAUUAAACUUGUAAUAUGGUCUGUCCAUUAAAAUAUAGAGAAAAUAAUAAAUACUGAUUUAGGGUUCCGAUUGGGUUCCGUACAUUUUUUUCGCAUAAAUAACAGAACGUAUAAGGAUUUUUAGCAUAAUUAUCGUAACGCAUAAAAUGUUAUGCGAUAAGAGGAUUAUGCCAAAAAAUAUUUAGGGACUCAAUAUGGACCCAUAAAAUUAUGAGGAACGCAGGGUUUAAUAUGUUUUUGUUGUUAAUCUUCUCAGAAUGACUACUGGCACAUAAGAUUUUUUACUCGUUCGAUAUUACCCAGAUGAAUUUAUUCGACACAAGCGGAAACCUUUGUUCACCUUGGAAUUAAUUCAUAUUCAAAGCUUAUUUAAUCUUUCAGUUCACAAAUUUUUUAUAAAAUUAUUAAAAAAUUUUUUACAUAUAAUUAUUUUUACUUCUCAUCAUUUAUUCAUCAGGUCAUUCUUCUUCCCAGGUGGACAAAGUUGAAAAACCAAAAUUAUUGUUCCCUUAACGAAUUUGGACUAUUAGACGCACUAAAUGUCGAAAUUAGGGCCUAACUUUCACUGUUAUUAGUAGUCACAAAGUUGUCAUAGAUAUAAGUAGAAAUAUUAAAUAUAUAUAUAAUUAUCUGACGGUAGAUAUUUACGUAUGUUGAACAAAGCUAAGUGAACAACAACUAAUAAAAAUAGGUAUGUGUAGCCUUGUGUAUAAUCGACCUCGUAUAAUAAUUUAGGUCAGGCACAGGACCCCGGGCUCUGAAACAUCAUUAAGAAUGCAAAACACACUUUCGAAUGUGUACGACAAACUCAUUCCAUGAACAAUAUUUUAUUUUCCUUCAUAUAAGUUUCUUUUAUACAUUCUAUAUAUGUUUUGAAUUAAUUGAAAAUAUUUUUGUCAAUAUCUGUCGUCGAUCAUAUUUGCAGAAAUAAAACAACUACAGUAUAGUAUGUGUGCGUUAAAACUUGUGUUAAUAAUGUAAAAUGACAGAUUUUGUAUUCAAGAAGUUCCCGGUAUUCGUAAGUUUCCAGGAUUAUAUUUCCAUUUUUAGUUAAAUAUUAUUAGAAUACAUUAAAUUUUGAUAAAGUAGAGAUAUCACAUAUAACUAUAGUCUUAUAAAUUAAAAACUGCAGUGAAAAUCUAAAUUUAGGUUAAUUUCUAUAUAUUAGGUUCACACAAACAUUAUGUUUUUACUGUAAAUUGAAUACAAGUAGAUGUAAGUACUACUUAUAUAUUGACGACAAACCGUUGUUCUUACAUCACGCAUAAUUCAGAAAUGUAUGGAAUAUAUCUAUUUUGUCAAAAUUAUAUCAAAAUAUACAUGUAUCAUUUGAAAAUUAAAGUAUGUCAUUUGAAAACUUACGCAUACAGGGGCAUGUUAAACUUUUGUACAAGAUAAUUCUUCUUUUUUUUAAUUUUGACGGAUCUAAAGAGUACGUUUCGCAUAAUCAGCGCGGGACAAAUGUUAUUGUAUAAUUUAAAAUUUUCUACGUUAUUAUUUCUCUAAUGUCCUAAUUUAUUGGUAUAUUUGUGAAAAUGGUUGGUAUCUGUAAAUAUUUGAAAUUUGUCAACUUAUUUAAAUAUAUUUUUUAAUUACAGCA
Amyelois transitella is the source of this 7740-nucleotide messenger RNA. It is a transcript of the gene ATPCL, whose product is annotated as ATP-citrate synthase. The coding region runs from base 273 to 3533 and encodes 1086 amino acids. NCBI's taxonomy places the organism in Eukaryota, Metazoa, Arthropoda, Insecta, Lepidoptera, Pyralidae. The record is from RefSeq and is a predicted model, not a curated record. Gene Ontology annotation, biological process: tricarboxylic acid cycle; fatty acid biosynthetic process; acetyl-CoA biosynthetic process. Gene Ontology annotation, molecular function: ATP citrate synthase activity. Gene Ontology annotation, cellular component: cytosol. The transcript has 25 exons.